Molecule: messenger RNA, 672 nt
Organism: Caenorhabditis bovis
Lineage: Eukaryota; Metazoa; Nematoda; Chromadorea; Rhabditida; Rhabditidae
Source: the annotation of a GenBank genome assembly
AUGUCGUCGCUGCCACGAAUUGAUUAUUAUUUCGAUGUUGUCUCCCCUUUUGCUUAUAUCGGAUUUGAAGCUCUUCAUCAAAUUGAGAAGCAAUGGAGUGGAGUGACAGUAAAGUACAUUCCAUUUUUCGUCGCCGCUGUUAUGAAAGAGUCCGGUAAUUCGACGCCGGCUUCGGUUCCAGCGAAAACCAGAAUGUUUGUGGCAGAUGCGAUUCGAAUGGGAAAAUAUUGGGAUGUUCCAAUUAGAACCAAUCCGAAAUUUAUCGAAUGGCUUUUGACGUAUAAUACACGACGUGCUUUGCGAAUUCUAUUGGUCCUACAGGCUGAGGAUGAAGAACUCAUGAAGAAAGCUGCUCGCGAAAUGUGGCUCCGUUUGUGGUAUCGCCGCGAAAAGAUAUUCGAAAACGCCGAUUUUGAGGAAAUUCUCAAAGCGGUUGGGGUGAAUAACAUUCAAGAAGUCAUUGACAAAUCGGAAUCGCCGGAAAUCAAGAAUAAGCUAGCGGAAAACACGAAAACCGCUGUUGAUCAAGGGGCAUUCGGAACACCGUGGAUUGCGGUGCACACAACCGAUGGCAACACCACAAACUUCUUCGGCGGCGAUCGGUUUCACUUGAUCGCUGAGCUUCUCAACCAGCCACACCCACUACCGGAGAAGUAUUUGGCGAAACUUUAG